Molecule: messenger RNA, 444 nt
Organism: Aspergillus uvarum CBS 121591
Lineage: Eukaryota; Fungi; Ascomycota; Eurotiomycetes; Eurotiales; Aspergillaceae
Product: BTB/POZ domain-containing protein
Exons: 5
Coding region: 1-444 (147 amino acids)
Molecular function (GO): protein binding
Source: RefSeq, a predicted model, not a curated record
AUGAAAGACCUUGUCCGAAAUAGUCAGUAUCUCAAUCCAAAAUACAGUGAUCUGUCGAUAAGAUGUGGGGAUGAAGUCUUUCCAGCCCAUCAAAACAUUAUUGGUCCUCAGUCAAAAUAUUUUGAAGUCACUUGUGACAGUUCUUUUAAGGAAAGCUAUGGUGAGAUUAUUCUCGAGGAUCGUGAUCCAGGGCCCGUCAAAAAGGCACUAGAAUUUUUGUACACGGGCGACUAUACUUACGACGGUUCUUCAAAUGCCCAAGCCUUUUUCCAUGCCCAAAUGUACGCACAGGAUUCAUUCAACUCCUCCGUGAUUGAAGUGUACAGCUUUACAGGAGAAUAUGACCAUUUGGAGAAUUCUAUAUUUUGUGACAAUAUCUUAGAAUCUGUCCCUAGCUUCAUGUUGGACGUCUGUAUUUCGGCCUUGGAUAAGUGUGCUACGUAA